Dendrobium catenatum is the source of this 2878-nucleotide messenger RNA. RefSeq names its product phospholipase D alpha 1. Gene Ontology annotation, cellular component: plasma membrane. Bases 261 to 2696 code for a protein of 811 amino acids. The record is from RefSeq and is a predicted model, not a curated record. Gene Ontology annotation, biological process: phosphatidylcholine metabolic process; phospholipid catabolic process. NCBI's taxonomy places the organism in Eukaryota, Viridiplantae, Streptophyta, Magnoliopsida, Asparagales, Orchidaceae. Gene Ontology annotation, molecular function: D-type glycerophospholipase activity; calcium ion binding. The transcript has 4 exons.
AUCGAAGAAAAGAAAUCUUGCGAUUUCGCAAUCGCCCCCGUCCAUUUCAUUCCGCGUUCAACCCCUAACUUUGUCCUCCGCUUCAUUUAAGCUUCGUUCCUCGAUUUGCAUCAUUGGAGUUUUUUCUCGCUUGAUCUCUUCAAUUCAAUCCACAUCUAGGUUGGUUUGAUUCUCUCUUUCGACUCGUCGGCCGUCCGGAUCCUAAUCUUUUCUUUGCGGUAUUCUCCUUUGGCAUCAGUAAGGAGUUUUAAGUCUGAGGCAUGGCACAGAUUUUGCUUCAUGGAACGCUUCAUGUUACCAUCUAUGAGGCAGAUUCAUUAUCCACCAGGGCUUCUGCUGGUGCUCCCAGGUUUCUUCGCAAGCUUGUUGAAGGAAUAGAGGAUACUGUGGGCCUUGGCAAGGGAUCUACCAGACUUUAUGCUACUAUUGAUCUAGAGAAGGCCAGAGUUGGUAGGACCCGAAUCAUUUCUGAUGAACCUGUGAACCCUCGUUGGUAUGAGUCUUUCCACAUUUAUUGUUCUCAUUUGGCUGCCGAUAUCAUCUUCACCGUCAAGUUUGACAAUGCCAUCGGUGCUUCACUUAUUGGAAGAGCAUAUUUACCCGUUGUGGACAUACUUCAUGGUGAGGAAGUUGACAGAUGGCUUGAAAUAUGUGAUGAAAGUCGUAAUCCUGUUUCUGGUGGGGCUAAGAUCCAUGUAAAGCUUCAGUAUUUUGAUGUCUCAAAAGACCGGAACUGGGCAAAGGGCAUACGGAGCCAAAAGUUCCCUGGUGUUCCCUAUACGUUCUUCGCGCAGAGGCAUGGAUGCAAGGUAUCACUUUACCAAGAUGCUCAUGUCCCUGAUAACUUUGUUCCGAAAAUUCCUCUUGCAAAUGGAAAGUACUAUGAGCCCCAUCGUUGUUGGGAGGACGUCUUUGAUGCAAUCAGUAAUGCCAAGCAUUUGAUUUAUAUUACUGGGUGGUCUGUUUAUACGGAGAUCACUCUGAUUAGGGACUCUAAGAGGCAGAAGCCUGGUGGAGAUGCUACCCUUGGGGAGUUGCUAAAGAGGAAGGCUAGUGAAGGAGUGAGGGUCCUUAUGCUCGUAUGGGAUGAUCGGACUUCAGUUAAAUUGCUAAAGAAAGAUGGUCUGAUGGCUACACAUGAUGAAGAAACUGGGAAUUAUUUCCAUGGCACUGAUGUACACUGUGUGUUGUGCCCUCGAAAUCCUGAUGAUGGAGGAAGCAUUGUGCAGGAUUUGGAAAUCUCUGCCAUGUUCACUCAUCAUCAGAAGAUUGUGGUUGUGGAUCAUGAGAUGCCUGUUAAGGGUUCCGAACAAAGGAGGAUUGUAAGUUUUGUUGGUGGAAUUGACCUUUGUGAUGGAAGAUAUGACACACAGUUCCAUUCACUCUUUAGAACCCUUGACACAGCUCACCAUGAUGAUUUCCAUCAGCCAAACUUUGCAGACGGAUCCAUUAAGAAAGGUGGACCUAGAGAACCUUGGCAUGAUAUUCACUCGCGCUUGGAGGGUCCCAUUGCCUGGGAUGUAUUGUUCAACUUUGAGCAGAGAUGGAGGAAGCAGGGUGGGAAGGAUCUUCUUCUACAGAUUAGAGAUCUCUCUGAUGUGAUUAUUCCGCCAUCACCAGUCAUGUUUUUAGAGGAUAAAGAAAUAUGGAAUGUGCAGCUCUUCAGAUCUAUUGAUGGUGGUGCUGCCUUUGGCUUUCCUGAGACGCCAGAGGAUGCAGCCAGAGCAGGCCUUGUCAGUGGAAAGGAUAAUAUUAUUGAUAGAAGCAUUCAAGAUGCCUACAUAAAUGCAAUCCGCAGAGCAAAAAAAUUUAUCUAUAUUGAAAAUCAAUAUUUUCUCGGCAGCAGUUUUGGAUGGAAAGCAGAUGGUAUCAAACCUGAGGAAGUUGGCGCAUUACAUCUUAUACCAAAGGAGCUUUCACUAAAGAUUGUUAGUAAGAUUGAAGCUGGGGAAAGGUUUACUGUUUAUGUUGUUGUUCCAAUGUGGCCAGAGGGUGUCCCUGAAAGUGCUUCUGUUCAGGCAAUUCUGGAUUGGCAAAGGAGGACUAUGGAAAUGAUGUAUACUGAUGUUACUCUGGCCCUUCAGGCUAAAGGAAUUGAAGCAAACCCCAAAGACUAUCUGACUUUCUUUUGCUUAGGAAAUAGAGAGGUGCAGAAGAGCGGAGAAUACACUCCUGAGGAGCAGCCUCAGCCUGAUACAGACUAUUUUAGAGCUCAGCAGGCUAGGCGGUUUAUGAUCUACGUUCAUGCCAAGAUGAUGAUCGUUGAUGACGAGUAUAUAAUUGUUGGAUCUGCCAACAUCAAUCAAAGAUCAAUGGAUGGAGCGAGGGACUCUGAAAUUGCCAUGGGUGCAUAUCAGCCUAACUAUCUGUUGACGCAGGAACCAGCCAGGGGCCAAAUCCAUGGCUUCCGCUUGUCUCUGUGGUACGAGCACCUUGGCAUGCUCGACGAUCUCUUCCUCCAUCCUGAGAGUUUGGAGUGCGUGCAGAAGGUGAAUAGGAUUGCAGAAAAAUACUGGGAUCUUUACUCUAGCGAAACACUGGAAAGAGACCUUCCUGGUCAUCUCCUCAGCUACCCCGUUGGAGUCACUAAUGAAGGUGAGAUCACAGAGUUGCCUGGGACGGAAUUCUUUCCGGACACGAAAGCCCGUAUCCUGGGCAGCAAGGCGGACUACAUGCCACCAAUCCUCACCACUUAACCACUACGAUCCCUCCCUGUUUCUGUGGCACUUUACCUCCUCCUGUACUGGUAGCUAUAAUAAGUAGUGUGAUCUAUAUGAGAUGUUAAUCUUUCCUCAUGGUUUGAUGGAGUGCUUUUGAUCAUGCUUAAGAAUUAUAUGCCUUCCUAAUAAUGACUUUCUGGCUUGAUUUACUUUGUCCA